GGCUCCCAAUGCGGUGGCGCCAGUAAUCACGGCAUCGACGAUGCACCAAUGCUCGCUCUUCAUACUUACCCUCCUAUGUGUCUCAGUCAAAGAUAUAUCAGGUAGCUGGGAAGAAUGGUGGACGUACGAUGGCAUAUCAGGUCCCGGCUUUUGGGGUCUGAUCAACCCUCAAUGGAGCAUGUGCAACAAGGGCCGCCGGCAGAGUCCGGUCAACAUCGAACCGGACAAGUUGUUGUUCGACCCCUGGCUGAGGGACAUACAGUUUGACAAGCAUAAGGUCAGCGGGGUCCUGCAGAACACAGGCCAGUCCUUAGUCUUCCGAGUGGAGAAAGACUCGAAGCACCAGGUCAACAUCAGCGGGGGACCGCUCUCCUACCGAUACCAGUUUGAAGAGAUCUACUUCCAUUAUGGCAUGGGCGACAACCGAGGGUCUGAACACCAGAUUGACCACCACACUUUUCCUGGAGAGAUCCAGCUUUAUGGCUUCAACAAGGAACUGUACCACAACAUGUCCGAGGCCCAGCACAAAUCACAAGGGGUUGUCGGCAUUUCAUUGAUGGUGCAAAUCGGAGAACCCACGAAUAAGGAGUUGAGGCUCAUCACAAGCGCGUUCAACAAAGUCAUGUUUCGUGGCAGUUCGUUCCCCAUCAAGCAUCUCCCGCUCAGUUCCUUGCUGCCAAACACCCAGCAGUACUUAACGUAUGAGGGUUCUACCACGCACCCUGGUUGCUGGGAGACGGCCGUCUGGAUCAUCUUCAACAAACCCAUUUAUAUUUCCAAGCAGGAGAUGUACGCGUUGCGUCAGCUCAUGCAAGGGUCACAACUGACCCCGAAGGCGCCUCUCGGCAACAACGCCCGGCCAGUGCAGCCACUCCACCACCGCACUGUCAGGACCAACAUCAACUUCAACAAGCAAGGGGCUCAGGUCUCCAGUAACUGCCCAGAUAUGUACCGCAACAUGCAUUAUACAGCUCGAUUCUCUCACAGACGUUCGAAAAAAAGUGUUGCAUGCAAACGAAAGAAAUCCCCAGAGAAAUGUCACGCACACAGAAAUGUCACCACGAAUAGCGACGCAAUGGCCUAGGGACCACAGCAUACGUUAUCGCAGUGCGGAAGACCUAUCUAUGCUAUCCCCUAACUAAUUUAAUUAUUUUAUGUAACUUUUUUUCUUCUUUUAAUAUUAAAUACAACUAUUUAGUUGGUGUUGUAGGUUGAUCCUAUUUUUAUACUCUGUUCUUAAAUUUAAAACUCAUGUGCAUUUUAUUCUUAGAAAUGUACUAACAAGAAAUUGAUGUUAAUAUUUUUACUCAUUUUUGGAAGCAUUUAAAAGUUAUUAUAUUGAAUUUGGUCAAUUCUCUUAUAAAUAAAAGUUAUCCUUAUAGUUUCACAAAAAUAUAAAUUGUAAUGCACAAUAUUAUUAUAUGCUUACACUGUAUAAAAUGUGUACAUUAGAAUAGUUCCUGUAGAUUAGUUAUAUAGCAAUUAUAAAUUGUCAAUUGGGUAGACAAUAUCUUCCUUACAACUGUACCUAAGCAAUAUAAAUACGUACAUUUACUGCAAAGCUUCUUACUCCAUUUUUAUAAAGUCGCGUAAACCACAGUAAUACAAUAAGCUAAAAUCAAUAAGAAAUCAAUUCAUUAAAACAAAUUACUAAUAAUUAGACCAGAAAUAAAAUAUGCAUAUUGUAUUUCUGUGGAAAUCAUACUGUGACCUUACAAUACAAAUACGUAGGCUUACGUAGAAAAUAGCUGUAUAUAAAUGUGUAUAUAUUUUUCUAGUAUAACUGAAUAAAGUAUCGUAAUUCGUCCACACUGUAAAGUGUAUUUAUCUACUGCAAUAUAAUUAUUAACUGUUAAAAUAAACGUUAGAGAGUUCGCGUGUAUAAGAUUUCUAAAAUGCUAGUAAAUGUAAAAUUUUGAAUUAUAAAAGAUGUACUUUAUAUGACUUUAAACAGCUUGUAUACAUGUAACUUAUUAGAAUUAAUAUGUAGCUAACUUUCAGCUAGCUAAGGCGUCGAAUCUUAUUACAUAAUUAGAAAUUACACAGUUAAAUAUACAAUUGAAUUUAAAGUAUACAUGGCUUUAAAUACUUCUCUAAAAUAUAUCCUGCGUUACGCUGUGUAACAUCAUACUAAUGGAGGCUUAUGACUAGCAUUGUAUCAAUUAUAUAAAUAUAAAAACUAGAAGCUACUAAGGUUAAUUAAAAUAGAAACGUAUGCACAAACUAAGGUUCUUAAUUGGGGUAAUAUUUCUAUGAAGAAGUUAUUAUAAAAUGAAAAAAACAUUCACGGACUAUGUCAAUAUGGAUUUUUUGGAUCUUUUUAAUUUUCCAGGUCAUAAUUAAUCACAGUUUUUGAAUUUUUAUCGCUGAAACAAAGUUUUUACGAAAUCAUCUAGCAAAAAAAAUUCAACAUAGUUAUGAUUGUGGUUAAAAUAUCUUAACAAUGGGGAUGGUCAAAAAGAUUAUUACUCCAAUUAAUUAACAUAUACAUAACAAAAUACUAUUUAUAUCGAAACUCCGGAGUUUUUUGUUAUUAGGUUUAUUGUAACAUUAUUCGAGGCUAAAAACUGUAAUGUAACAGCGGAAUUAAUGUCGUAGGAAGUAGGGCCUGUGUUGUUUGUUACGUUGUAAGUUUAAAUU
Ostrinia furnacalis (Asian corn borer) is the source of this 2640-nucleotide messenger RNA. RefSeq names its product Carbonic anhydrase-related protein A. Gene Ontology annotation, molecular function: zinc ion binding; carbonate dehydratase activity. The record is from RefSeq and is a predicted model, not a curated record. The transcript has 11 exons. Lineage: Eukaryota; Metazoa; Arthropoda; Insecta; Lepidoptera; Crambidae. Bases 41 to 1084 code for a protein of 347 amino acids. Gene Ontology annotation, biological process: one-carbon metabolic process.